AUGGCCACUCCCACCCCACCAACACUCAUCAGGCUGCAACCCCUUCUCGACACCCUCCGCCAGCAGCACACGCAGCUGCGCGCUCAGAACGACAAGCUUGUGCGCGUGGGCGUCGCCAUGGAAGGCACACUACGGCCCGUGGAGGGGGGUAUGCGGACUGAGCGGGAGAAGCGGGCAGCGGAGGAGGCCGCCGGGAGGACAAAAUAUGGGGGCGGGAGGGGCGCGGGAGAGGAGGGAAGGGGCGAGGAGGGGGUUAGGGGUGUAGGUGGGAAGUGA
This is a messenger RNA of Morchella sextelata, 276 nucleotides long. RefSeq lists its product as uncharacterized. Bases 1 to 276 code for a protein of 91 amino acids. The record is from RefSeq and is a predicted model, not a curated record. The transcript has 2 exons. NCBI's taxonomy places the organism in Eukaryota, Fungi, Ascomycota, Pezizomycetes, Pezizales, Morchellaceae.